Molecule: messenger RNA, 1232 nt
Organism: Cicer arietinum (chickpea)
Lineage: Eukaryota; Viridiplantae; Streptophyta; Magnoliopsida; Fabales; Fabaceae
Product: chaperone protein dnaJ 8, chloroplastic
Source: RefSeq, a predicted model, not a curated record
CACUAUUCUUCGCCAUUUCCUUUGAUUUGAUCCUUUCUAUUUUAUUCUUCAACUAUUUUUUCAAAAUUUCAAGGGAAAAAAAAAACUAUUUUCAUUUAUUAUAGAUUUUGGAUAGAUUCCCCGUCAAAAUCAACUUGCCGUGCCCAUUGAUCCAAUCUGAAACAACAUCUUCCUGAAUUAUUAAAACAACCUUAAAGUUUGGUUCUUUGUAACUAAACCUUAUCUGGGUCAUUGUGAAUUUGUGUUAAAUAUUUCAAAGUUUGGAUUUUUACAACCAAAGCUUUUCUGGGUCAUUGUGAAUUUAUCUUAAACAUUUCAAAGCUUGGUUCUUUAUAACCAAAGGUUGUCUGGGUCAUUGUGAAUUUUGUGUUUUUAGACAUAUUUUGGGUUUUGUGAGAUUUUGUGAUUUUUAACAAUGGCUUCUGCUACUUCUGGUGUUGUUGGUGGUAAUGGAUCUUCUGUUUCUUGGAUGCAAUUCAAAAAAAGGGAAAAGAAACAAAAUCAGAUGAAUAACAAGAGUAGGGUUUGUUGUUCUUCUUCUUCUAUGAUGGAUCCUUAUAAGACAUUGAGAAUUCAACCAGGUGCUUGUGAAUCUGAUGUUAAGAAAGCUUUUAGACAGCUUGCUUUGAAGUAUCAUCCAGAUGUUUGUAGAGGGAACGAUUGUGGAGUUCAGUUUCACCAAAUCAAUGAGGCUUAUGAUGUUGUGAUGGCAAAUUUGAGAGAAGAGUCAAAUGUGACAGAAACCUAUGAAGCACAUGAUGAAGACGAUGAGUCAUUUAGAGGAAUGAAUGAUCCAGAUUGGGAAUAUUGGGAAGAAUGGAUGGGUUGGGAAGGAGCAGGAAUCCGUGAUUACUCUUCACAUAUUAAUCCUUACAUUUAAAAAAAUAUUAUGUUAAUGUUAAUCUUUGGAUUAUAAAAUGUGGAUUAAUUAAAAUGGGUCUAGAGCUACUUGUCCCCCACUCAAAAGUGGUUGGUGCUCCUUGUACAUAGUCCAAAUGAAAUGUCAAAUCUCCUAUGCAUAAUUGAAGUUGAGGAGAAUUGGCUUGUUAUUAUUGUUAAAUACAAAAAUAAAAGUUGAUUGCACAAACAGUUUAUCUUUAUCCAGAUGGGAUGUCAUAGAGAAGAGGCUAAUGUCAUAACCUAAAUUUUAAAUAAUGUCUCUUGAUGCUUCACUAAUGGUGAAGUGUCUCUGCAAACAAAAAGUAUUAUUCCUAUUGGGAUAUUUUUUAUGA